This is a messenger RNA of Rhagoletis pomonella (apple maggot), 2467 nucleotides long. It is a transcript of the gene mura, whose product is annotated as RING finger protein 44. NCBI's taxonomy places the organism in Eukaryota, Metazoa, Arthropoda, Insecta, Diptera, Tephritidae. The transcript is spliced from 6 exons. The record is from RefSeq and is a predicted model, not a curated record. Bases 1 to 723 code for a protein of 240 amino acids.
AUGACUGUGAAGAUUGUGACUGUGGUGACUAUGAUGAGACGUGUUUUCCCACCUCACCGUCGCAUUACUCGUUUCUGGCCGGCAAACCAUCCACAUGGACCACACCGGCAUAUGCUUCCACCACAGGCGUUGGGUCCGCACCAAGCGACUCCUGUGCAGAUUCAAACAACAACGGGAAUCAUAAACCCGGGCUUUUUACUUAAUUUCCUAGCUAUGUUCCCGCUCUCGCCAUAUAAUCAGCAUGAGUUGAACUCUCCAGACUCCAAUGAGACGGAAAAUUACGAGGCGUUGCUUAGUUUGGCCGAACGUUUGGGCGAGGCAAAGCCACGUGGCUUGGCGCGGAAUGAAAUCGACCAGUUGCCAAAUUAUAAAUACAAUCCUGAUACUCAUAACGGUGAUCAAACAUCCUGCGUUGUUUGUAUGUGCGAUUUUGAGUUGCGACAAGUGCUACGUGUGCUACCUUGCUCACACGAAUUCCAUGCUAAAUGCGUCGACAAAUGGCUAAGGUCAAAUCGAACCUGUCCCAUUUGCCGUGGUAAUGCAUCCGACUACUUUGAGAAUCCGGAGCAGCAGCAAUCACAAGCCCAACAAACACAGGCACAGGUGCAGCCACAGCAGACGACAACACAACAGGCACAGCCUGCGACUACAGUUCAACCUUUGGUCGCGGAGCAGUCAACAGCGCAACAUCAGCAACAACAAUCACAAACACAAGCAACAUAGGCGCAUUAAACGCAACCACGCAAUAAAAGUCAUUAAAGAAAAAAUGGUACUUCAGGAAAUGAGAAGAAUAGAUUAUACAAAGUGAAUACCAAAUAAAAAGUAAUUUAACGAAAAAGGAUAUUAUUGAAAAAAUAACCAGAUAGCAAGCACUCUUCUAACGUCCACGUCCAAUAGAUGUAUUUGUACUUCUUCGUGUUUCCAAUGAAGCCACCUUUAAAAAUAGAAACUUAUUACAAUCCAAAUGCAAAGAAUAUCUCUAUAGGUUAAAUACGUAUGCAUGUAUGUAUAUUUAAAUAUGUGUGUGUGCAUGUCUAGAAAGAAACCGAAUAAACCAUAAACAUUCGUAGAUAGGAGUUAGUUGCUUGGCCCACUUCGUGGCUAUCACUUUUCAGAAGUAUAAUAUUACAUAGCUACUCGUACAUACAUACAUAUAUACAUACAUAUGUACUAGAAUGCACAUGCAAUUGUAAUUGUCAAACUGUAAAGGAUAUUUCUAUGCAAUUGUUAUUAAGGUUAAUAUGUUGAAGCGAAUCACAAUUAAAUAAUGCAAUCUUUGAAUUAAAGGUAAUGUAAUAAAUACACAUAGUUAAGCUGUAUGUUCAACUACAUAUGUAGAUUGGUAUGUGUGUAUGUAUAUACAUAGAUACAUACUAUGUAUAUUUAUCUUAAAAGAAUUUUCCAAAAAAUGUUUUUCUAGCAUUCUAGUGGGAUAUGUAACUGCGCAAGCUUGUUAUUACAAUAAUUCAUGUACACCACAAAAACGAAAUUUAUAAGCAACAAGGAAAACAGUCUCACAGAUUUAUUAAAAAAAAACAAAAAAAAACAAUAGAAUAUAAAUAAAUAAAGCAAAAACGAAUUCUCUGGUAUACAUAGUACAUACAUAUGCACCAACGUAUUUUUAUAAGUUAACAUCACUUCAAUAAUUUAUCCCAAAAGGAAAAAUUUAAGCGCGUAACUGAAAUUUUUUCAAUAUUAUAUACAUACAUAAUAUCGCGGUGUGUAGUCUUGUAAGCAACAAAAGCAUAAUUAUAUGUACAUACAUACGUAUGACAUACAAAAUGUUGCGCCCAGUAAAAUUACUUCAAUGAAGUUUUAGUUGGGAAGGUAGAUUUUAUAUCAAUCUGUAUGUACAUAGCAAACAAAAACAGGGCAAAAAAAAUUGGUCGCAAAACACAAUUGUAUUUACAGGACAUUUUCCAUUUAUGUGUAUGGGGAUGUGUAACUACAUAUGUAGGUGCAGGUGCACAAGGACGCAUACUUGCAUACAUAUGCAUGUACAUACAUAUGUAUAUCCAAAGCUCUAGCCAAUGAAUCAAUUUUUAUCCAAAGUUGGUUCAAAAUAUUAUAAAUUAUCGGCAAUGUUGAUCUUAACGCAUACAUUGAUUUCAGAAAAUUAAACAAAUUGUUUAGCUAAAAGUUCACCGAUAUGACUGUGAGUGAAUUUGCCAAAUACAUAUGUGUUUGUGUACAUACAUAUGUAUGUAUCUAUGUACAUAUGUAGCCUCCAUUCAUUGUUAGAAACACAAUCAUUCACUUACAUAAAAACAUUCGGUAUGCUCAUUUCCUUGAGUUUAAAACAGCAGAAGAGUGAGAAAAAAAUGCCUUCAGUACUACAACGAAUAUGCAGCUUUUCCGAGUAGUUAUUUACAUAAUUGUUUACUAAAUAAUUACUUCAACUAGGCCACUCGGCAAGGAUUUUCUAUUUAUUAUUUCUGUGGCCAUAAGCAAUAACCGCCUAAGUCGA